Messenger RNA from Neocloeon triangulifer, 964 nucleotides. RefSeq names its product mediator of RNA polymerase II transcription subunit 4 (gene MED4). NCBI's taxonomy places the organism in Eukaryota, Metazoa, Arthropoda, Insecta, Ephemeroptera, Baetidae. The record is from RefSeq and is a predicted model, not a curated record. The transcript is spliced from 6 exons. Bases 32 to 850 code for a protein of 272 amino acids. Gene Ontology annotation, molecular function: transcription coregulator activity. Gene Ontology annotation, biological process: regulation of transcription by RNA polymerase II. Gene Ontology annotation, cellular component: core mediator complex; mediator complex.
CGCCCAUCUCUGAAACAUAAAUACCGCAAACAUGGCUUCGUCAAAUGUUGGCACCAGAGAAAAAUUGCUUUCUUUGAUUGACGAUGUUGAGCUGAUAUCUAAAGAGAUGCUGGAAAAUGUUUUGGUUGCAAAGCCUCAGAAGAUGUCUUCCUCGGAUUAUGAUGUCUUAACAGAUUUGCUGGUUUCGAAAGACAAAGAAAUAAAAGAGACCCUCAAGGUCGCAGCAACACAGGCAGAGGUUGAAUCGAAAAUCGCUGCUCUGAGGGUGCAGGUCGAAAAGCAGGAUCAGGACAUUCAAACUCUGCAGAAACAGCUAAAAGAAGCCGAGCACAUACUGGCCACAGCCAUAUUCCAAGCCAAGCAGAAGUUGCAAUCAAUAGGGAAAGCCAACAAGAAACCAGUGCAGUCUGAGGAACUUAUAAAGUUUGCACACAGAAUCAGCUCUACAAAUGCAAUAUCAGCACCAAGUACUUGGCAACCGGGCGAUCCUAGAAGACCAUAUCCUACUGACAUAGAAAUGCGAAUGGGAUUCUUGGGCCGAUUGGGAGAUGUUCCUGUCGGAGCAAGCCAUAUCAUUAUGGGCAGCCCUGCGCACAUGGGUGCAGGUUUACCUGACGGUUCAGCCUUCAGACCAGGUCAGCCUGAACCCAUCAUGGCUUCUCAUCCGCACCAAUUUUCCUGGCAAUCGGGCGAGCUCCACAUGCUUCUUGGAGGGCCAGGUGGAGGUGGGGCCACUGUACCAAUGGACACUGGUGGAAGAGGCAACUUCCAGGGAAAAGACACAAGCCAAGACACUGUGGAGGUCAUGAGUACCGACAGCUCGUCAUCUUCGUCUAGUGACUCGCAGUGAACUUUUCCUCUCAAUUUUAUUAAGUGUACAAGACAUAGUAUGCAUUUCUGAAAACUGUAAUCAAUAUUUUAAUAUAGGAAUGUCACAUGUAAUUAAAAGCCUUUUUGAAGUUAU